CCCUGGAGGCGGGCGAGCGGAGAGAUGGCGGACAAGGAGAACUCGGAGUUGGAGCGGUUCCUGAGAGAAGUGGAUGAGAUCACAAAUUUGGUUGAAGAAUUUAAGUCUGAUGACCCUGCAAUACGAGAAAAAGCUUUCCAGAAAGCAGAUGAAAAGUUGGAAAGAGGAUCCAGUGGAGCCGAUAUAGUUGAAGGAUGCAAGACAAAACUGAACUGCACAUUAAUCAAUCCAAACCCUUCAUGUAGUGGACCACCCCAGCCUCCUAAUCUCCCUGGUCAAUAUAGAAUGGACAGCAAUGUGAUGAACCAAGAUGAUUUCUUAACAGUUCUUGCAAGAGAUGCAGAGACAAGAGGGAAGAGAAGAAAAAAGAAUCAAAAGCUCGCCAAUGCAUUGAAAGAGAAGGGUAAUGCAGCAUUCAAAAAAGGGGACUAUGCAACUGCUGUGCAGUACUAUACAGAUGGCCUGGAAAAGCUGCGAGAUUUUCAGGUCCUAUACACUAAUCGAGCACAGGCAUAUAUCAAACUGGGGAAAUAUGAAGAGGCAAUCAGUGAUUGUGAGUGGGCCCUGAAGUGCAAUGAAAACUGUAUAAAGGCAUACGUUCAUAUGGGAAAGGCUAACCUUAGCUUAAAGAAAUAUGAGGAGGCUCAACAAUGCUAUCAGAAAAUUUUAGAAAUUGAUCCAAACCAAGAGAAGCUGGUUAAAGAAUAUAUGAAUUUAUUGGAGCUGGCUCAAAAAAAGGAACAGCAGGAGAAAGAAGUUGUGGAAGAGUUUGAACGGGGUAAUGUGAAUACUACAACGGCUCAUGAAGUGCUGAAGAAACUAUCCAGCUCCAAUAAAAUUCCUUAUUUCUACCUUGGCGGUAUGAGGUUCCUGACCGAGCUGAUGAAGGAGGGCACUGAACAGACUUUAUUCAGAACAAAUAAUGGAUUCAGUAUUAUCAGUGACAACGAGAUUCUAAGAAGGAGUCUUACCAGCUCAGUGAAAGAACCUUAUGAAGUGGAGCUGUGUGUUGCUGUCCUUGUGCUGUGGCAGGCUGUCUGUCAUGGGAAUGAGGAGAAUCAACGUUUACUUAUCACUUCUGGUACAAGUGAACAGUUACUAGAUCUGUUGUCCUGUAAAGAGAGUGAAAUCUACACUGAGUGCAUAACUUUACUAUCCAGCUAUUUAUUGUCAGAGUAUGGAAAAGGUUUACUGCUGUGCAAUCUGAAUUUAACAAGGUUGAUGCAGAUCCUUUUGGGAUUUUUGAAUUGCACUGAUACAAUUGCGAGCACUGCCAUGGGAAUCCUCGCCAGCCUAGUGCCAGAGAAUAAGUUUAAAAAGUAUUGUCGAAAUGAUUUUACAGUUAAUGUGUUACCAUCAUUUGAAAUUCUCUUGAAAAACUUGAAGUUGGUGAAUAAGCAGGUCUUUCCACAAUGCAUAUCCAUCAUUGGGAGCUUUGCAACUGACAAGGCAAUUUCUGGACAAAUAGCAGGGAGAGAAGAAUACUGGGAGUCUUGCCUAGCUGCUAUUGAUGAAGCUAUAUCAUCUGUCCCUGAGACUGACUACAGAGAAACCUUGUACGCUCUCCUGGGCCUGAUGGUAAACCUUUCCGUGGAGCAAUGCUGCACCAUCCAGGCAAAAGCUCCAGCUAUUACAGAAAGGUGCAUCUCCUUGCUUGGGAGUGCAGAUGGUGGUAUUCUCACAAGAGCCACAGGGCUUCUGAGUCACAUGCUCCCUCAGUCUGCUGAAGCAGUGGAAAAAGCAUUGAAAUCUGAAAUCGUGAAGAAAAUGCUCAGGUUUAUAAAGGUGGGUGGGAUGACAACUACACGAUACGCUGUGAAAAAUCUGGCUGUCUGCAGCAGUCACAGCGAGCAUGCCUGUGAAGAGAUUGUUAAGUGUGAUAAAAAGCUCAGUGGUCUAAGGAAACUGUUGUCUUCAGACGAUGAGUUAGUGGUGGGGAACGCUGCCCUUUGCCUUUCGCACUGCUUCGAGAUCCCUGGAGCUGCUACAUCUCUACUCAAUUCGGACAUCGUCAGAGUGUUGUUAAAGCAUGCUGGUGGUGAUGCCAAGCAAAAUGGCCUCCAGCAGAAUGCAGCAAUCGCUCUAGGUAAACUUUGCUUGGCAGAAUCCAGGCAUAGGACUGAGCUCCGAGAACUACAUGGAUUGGAAAUUCUUACGUCCUGCAUGAAAUACAUAAAGUGAGGGUGUAACCUUAUGAACUGUGACUCAUGGGUAGCUGUGCUGAAGCUAAUACAUCUGGAGAAUUACCUGAAGAGACUGGUUAUGUUUAUCGACUUUUAGGAACCUGGUUUAAUUGGUGGUAGAAUAGAUUCAACUUGAAUGCACUCUAACUCCAUUUAAUCAAUACUGCUAUGGAAAGUAAUCCCACAAACUUUAUUUACUUAUUCUUUCUAAGCUGCAAAACCAGCAUCCUGAUCCUUGCCUCACUCUAUGCUGUAACUAGUGUUCAUUAUUACAGCUUCCGAUUGAGUUUAUUCUUUCCCACUAUCUCUUACAUGUUAAAUGCUUUCCCUCAUUUAUUAUUCUGUUCACCCACGUUAGCUACAACAUAUUCAGUUCCAGUCUCAGAUAUUAUUUCGUUAUCUGACUUUCCCUUCUAUAUCUCCCAAUCUUGGUGAUAUUCUGGACUCUGGACCUUGGUUGCAAACAUAUGAAACAGGAACAGAAGUAGGCAGUUUCAGCCUCUUGAGUGCUUGCUUGGCCAUUCUAUAAAGAUCUGUUUGUGUUUCAGAUUCCACAUUCCCAUCUUCCCCUGAUAACCUUUGAUUCCCCGCCUAACAAGAAUUUAUCUAACUCUGUCUUUAAAUAUAUUCAGUUAUUCUCUUCCACUACCCUUUGAGACAAAUCUGUUCUAAAAAUGCAAAACAAUAUCCCCCUAAUUGUGGGCUCACCAAUUAGAGAAAACAUCCUUUCCAUGCCAAAGCAACCUUUCUAUGCCUUGUUAAUAACAUUCAUGAUCUUACACAUUUCAAUCAGUCAUCCCUCACUCGUAGGUGUUCAACGUUUGUGUGAAGAUUUGUAGCUUGGGUGCUCGUUGUUGUGGUUCUGUUCACCGAGCUGGGAAUUUGUGUUGCUGAC
Messenger RNA from Chiloscyllium plagiosum (whitespotted bambooshark), 3078 nucleotides. RefSeq names its product tetratricopeptide repeat domain 12 (gene ttc12). Gene Ontology annotation, molecular function: protein binding. Gene Ontology annotation, cellular component: cytoplasm; centrosome. Gene Ontology annotation, biological process: sperm axoneme assembly; axonemal dynein complex assembly. Lineage: Eukaryota; Metazoa; Chordata; Chondrichthyes; Orectolobiformes; Hemiscylliidae. The record is from RefSeq and is a predicted model, not a curated record.